Molecule: messenger RNA, 1377 nt
Organism: Gadus macrocephalus (Pacific cod)
Lineage: Eukaryota; Metazoa; Chordata; Actinopteri; Gadiformes; Gadidae
Exons: 2
Coding region: 377-892 (171 amino acids)
Source: RefSeq, a predicted model, not a curated record
UGGUCAGCCAUCAACAGCUACACCAGUACCCCAGCAUCAUUUUGUACCGGCAAGGAGAGGCCAGGCUGUGGCAGAGGCCCGCAGCAGCACUGUUGUUGACCCUAAAUGGCUGGAUCUCAAGACAGCAGAAACCUUUGGAAAGCAGCUGGUCAUCACGUUCGGGAAGUACGCCGGUCAGACCUUCAGGUGGCUUGUGGAGAAUGAUGUCGGCUGGCUGGUGUGGCUGCUGUUCCAGUACUGCCAGCAGGGAGAGCAGAACGAGCUGCUGAAGUGGCAGAAGGAGCGACUGCUCCGCCAGACCGGCCUCAGGUCCAGUACCGGCACAUCCAUCACCAGGCUGGAAAGAGACGUGGUGAGAAGCGGAGAUUAUUUGUUGAUGAGCCUGGGACUCCCGCGAACCGGCCCGUUCAGCCCACUGGGUUUGUCGUCCUCCACCCGGCUGAAGCCUGCUGCGCCCACCCCCAUUCUGCCGAGGCCUCCUGCGUCCACCCACCUCCAGCCGAGGCCACCUGCUGCGUUGACCUACGGCCCGCCCCCUGUGUCGGCAGCACCCAUACUGCUGGUCCUCCCCGCACAGCCACAGGCCCCCUCCGUCCUGUUUUGUGGGCCAUCCUGCAGCCAGAGCUUUGUCCCUCCUGCACCAACCGUGAAGACAUUCAUGCCUAACAAGUCCUCAAGGCCAUGUGGGGCUUGCCACGUGCCAGACUGUGGUGGACAGCGGAAGAGGUACACCCCUUCCAAGGACAAAGUGGCUGGAAGCAUGCAGAAAAUGUUUUCCUACUGUCCAUCCACUAGGAUGUCCACUACCCCUGGCUUUUACCAUGUGGUGUAUGACAACUUUGAACACUUUAAGAGUGUCGUGGAUGCAGAGUUGGAAAGGAGGACUGUGUAAAUACCUGGAAAUGCGUGUGUGUGUGUGAAUAACUUACCUCUGUGAUGCCACUGUUCCUGUGCCAUCUGUAAGCGAGAGAAAGAGGCUUGUUUGUGUGUGUUUGUCUUUGUCUUUGUGUGUGUUUUUUAAAGUGCUUCAGCAAGCACUAUCUAUUUAUUUAUAUCGUUCAAAAAAAAAGGCACUUUGCAGUUUUACUUGAAGUUCUUUUGUUCGUUUUUUAUUUAUUAUUAUUUAUAUUGCUGUUAAAAUUUACUUUGUAGUAUCCAUUCUGCUCUAUGUUCAAUAUCGAGGCCAAUCUUUUAAACCAUAAUCAGUUCCAAUCUAACACAAUCAGUUUACAUACCCUUUAGUGGUUGUUCAUGUUCAGAUAAUCUGUGUUUUUGUCAUGCAUGUUGUUUGUCUUUGUCAGCUUCAUGUCUUUGUGAUGUUUGUAUGUAUUUGUCUGCUUCAGUUUUAACAAAAGUUUGCUAAAGAAAACAUAAAAA